CUUGGACUGGUAGUCAAACGCGACCACUUCUCCUUGCAGACGUUGGCCCAAGCAGGUGAGGCAAGAGACAUGGCUCCCGACGCUGAAAUACUCCCCCGGUCCAGGAGCCGCCAUCUUCUCCGCCAGGAAACCGGAGCGCCUGCCUUACGUAAAACGACGCGACGUCGUAUUGAGACGGAACUUGGGCGUGUCAAAAUUGUCAACGGUUUCAACCGCUUUUUAUUUAAAGUGCUCCCCCAACCGGAGAGAUGACGGUACUGCAACCUCUGCUGCAGCACAUCCUGAAGUACAAACGAAUCAAGAUCAAUGCUUUUUGAUUUGUAUCUUCAUCGAAAUAUAUGAGAGGACGUAAGAAUGGAGGCCGUUUACACCCAGGGCAUCUGGAUGGCAGAAAGUCUCCAGCAGAGGACGAUAAGUCAAGAAAAAAUGUGGCUAGUUGUCACACAUAUCGGAGAUCCCAAAGCAUCCUUCCUGCUCGUCUUUCCUUUCACAUAUUUCAUCAGCAAACGAGCUGGAGUAGCUGUUCUUUGGGUAGCAGCUAUAUCGGAGUGGUUAAACUUGGUGUUUAAAUGGAUGCUGUUUGGGGAAAGGCCAUUCUGGUGGAUAGGUGAAUCACGUCUGUUCGUCAACAAGCAACCCAACGUUCAGCAGUUUUCCUCCACCUGUGAAACCGGCCCAGGCAGUCCGUCGGGACAUGCGAUGGUGACGGCAGCAGCCUGGUGGGUCGUGGUGUCCUCGCUGGGGUCAUUUCUGUACUCACGUACUCACAGCAUGGUGUUAUCAGCUACUCCCUACCUGUUCUAUGUCCUAAUGCUGGGGGCAGUUGGAAUCUCCAGGAUCUUUAUCCUUGCCCACUUCCCUCACCAGGUCAUUGCUGGCUCCAUUACAGGUUUCAUUCUGGGGAUUGUUCUGGGCCGCAGAGUACCAGAAGGCCGCCCCCUGCUGUUCUUCUUUAGCUUCAGCAUGGGUCUGCUGCUCAGUACUCUAAUACUGCAUGCUGGACUGCAGCAGCUGGGAAUUGACCUCUCCUGGUCUAUUGCUUUGGCUAAGAAAUGGUGCAGCCACGCUGAGUGGAUUCGUUUGGAUACAGCCCCAUUCUCGUCUCUGACUCGAGACUGCGGGGCCCUUCUGGGUUUGGGGCUGGCCCAGUACUGGAAGCCUGGCGGAUGGUCUCUGCCUUGGGCUCCACGGGCUUUGUCUCUGGCCAUUUCCUCCAUGGGACUGUACCACGUCAAUCGUCUGCCGCUCCCGGUCCGACCACAAGGCCUCUUCUAUAGCCUGGUCUUUGUUAAAUUUGUCAUAGUGCCCCAGAUUGUCAUGGUACUUGUGCCUGGACUGGUUUACCUUUUCACACGCAAAAAGAGGAAGGACUAGAAACCAUUUUCUCUCCACAUUAGGUGUCUUUCACACCUCCAAGGGCGAUAGCUUCCUCCUCAGUUUCUGUAAACAUUUUAAAUGUCUAUUUAAUGUAUUUCAUGUGUACUCUUGUGGAUAAAGGCUAUUGUUAGUCACUGCA
Micropterus dolomieu (smallmouth bass) is the source of this 1516-nucleotide messenger RNA. It is a transcript of the gene g6pc3, whose product is annotated as glucose-6-phosphatase catalytic subunit 3. The record is from RefSeq and is a predicted model, not a curated record. Bases 355 to 1374 code for a protein of 339 amino acids. Gene Ontology annotation, cellular component: membrane. Gene Ontology annotation, molecular function: glucose-6-phosphatase activity. The transcript has 7 exons. Lineage: Eukaryota; Metazoa; Chordata; Actinopteri; Centrarchiformes; Centrarchidae. Gene Ontology annotation, biological process: gluconeogenesis; glucose 6-phosphate metabolic process.